AUGCAUGGCAUCCAUCAACUACAAUUUUCUGCUGACUACGACUUUCUGAAUUCACCGUUUGUCAGCACUUCGACAAUUAGCUCUCUCAACUCCAUCCAAUUCGAAGUUGACAUCGAACAUAAUGUUAACCCCUCAAUGUCGAGAAAACGUGAAGAACUGUAUGCCAGGAGUAUUGGAUAUUGUGAAACGGUCGCCCGAGCUGUCAUUUCCAUGUUCAUUGUAGUCACUAUCUUUGUCGCCUGCUCUUGGUGGUCCCACGGUAACGCCUGA
Messenger RNA from Caenorhabditis elegans, 270 nucleotides. RefSeq names its product Ovule protein (gene M163.7). NCBI's taxonomy places the organism in Eukaryota, Metazoa, Nematoda, Chromadorea, Rhabditida, Rhabditidae. Bases 1 to 270 code for a protein of 89 amino acids. The record is from RefSeq and is marked reviewed. The transcript is spliced from 3 exons.